This is a messenger RNA of Colletotrichum chrysophilum, 2142 nucleotides long. RefSeq lists its product as uncharacterized. Bases 1 to 2142 code for a protein of 713 amino acids. Lineage: Eukaryota; Fungi; Ascomycota; Sordariomycetes; Glomerellales; Glomerellaceae. The transcript has 4 exons. The record is from RefSeq and is a predicted model, not a curated record.
AUGUCUUCCGAGGAAGACGACUCUUUCGCGGAGACCUACCGAUCGUACAAGAUCUCAACCGACUACUUCUUGGACUGGCUCUGGUCCCAGCAUGAAGGCCUCAUUCCGAAGCCAGCCAAAGUCCCCAGAACCACGAAGGGCAUGCUGACAGCUGCGAAGGCUCUGGCACAGACCUUGAAGAAAAACAAGCACAGUGUCCCCGCCUCCAUCAUCAAUUCACUCCGCAACGCCAUCUUGAAGCGUCGGGAGGCUCUUGCGAUUUACGAAGAACUGGGUGCCGAUGAUGUCAAUCACGGAGUGUUCAUCCAAAGGCUUGAACAGACCUUGUCAAUUCUGACUCCUUUCAUGGCCACGUCCCUUGCCCCAGCUGCUGUGGCUAUCGAUACCGACAAGGGCUACAAUACCAACGCGUUUGCUUCACUUGCCACUCUCGCCGACGACCUUGAUAGUGAUAGCCUCGACCCUACCUCAACAAUUUCCAAGCGCGCCUUUUUGCCGCCCCAAGGUCUAUAUGCCGUCGUGGCACCAUUUGAGUCUAUGCUCGAGGACGACGAACUCAGUGAGCUUGCGGAAGUAAUUGCCAUAGUUCAACAUCUGGAAAAGUUCAAGUCUCAGCCCAAGCUCGCCGCCGGUUUCGGAAUCUCUGACAUGUCCGGUGCAAUCCACUUCUGCGUCAUUUCGAACGCUAUCAACAAUCACCACAGCAUGUCGAAGCUCUCUGAAGAUCUUGCGAAUAAGCUGAAGGUGAAGCUGGGUAUGGACCAUGAACUCAUGUCGCAUGACCCGUCUCUUCUCCUUCCGCUGAGAGACCCACCAACCGAGAUGCUGAAGCCUGAUCGUGAUGCUGAACCGCUCCGAAUAUGGGCUGUCGUUGAGAUAUUCAAGAACAUCAAGAGAGACGUCAUUCAAGGGCGCGCGAUCUCGGGUUUAAAAAGCUGGGAUCAGGUACUUGACUGUCCCUCUGAACUCAUUCUGCCCCUGGCUCUGGAAAAUAUUUCCGACCCGCACAAUUCCGCAUCUCUGGAGCUGGCUCUCGGUAUGGACAUAUUUCUUUCUAGCUAUGAGGCAUUUCUGUGGGCGGACGGCAAGCAAAACAAGCAGAACUGCCGUUUACAAUCACUUUUGUUGGCAAAGGACAUGCAGAAGAGCAUCCUUUCGUCCAUCGGCAGCUUGGAGAAGCUAGCUUUUGACCUGAGCUACUACAGCAUGCCUAUUGUAUUCCAGAAGGAGCUUUAUGACCAACUAGAUGCAUACCUCCGCGAGAAAGCAUUUGACCUCUAUCACCAGGCCCCCUGGACUGCAGGAGGUCACAUGCUGGAGAUGCUUUACAAAGCCGGAAGCGCAGGCGCGGCACUUUGCUUCGCCACAGAGUUUGUCCCAAGCACUCUUCAUCUUUACAAUGCUCUCACACGGUCAGCCUUCGGCAUGAAAAAGAUUCAACUGAUGGAAGAUCUUUGUGAUCUUACCGUCAACACAGUCUUCCUCGGCAGCAGACCCACACAUAAUUACGUUUCUCACUAUCGCAGAGCUGUGUGGGGCACUAAGAGGAGUAACAAAGGGGUUCCAGGCGACGCCCACAAUGCUGGAUCCCAGUUUCAUCGCGAGCUGAUCCAGACGGUCAGAGUUGGACAACUCGAGACCGUCUUCCGACACCAGAUUGCCAACGACUACGUCAUGCAUCCCGAAUACUUGGCGAUGGUCUUCGGAGAAAGUCCUGACCUCGCACGUACCGAACCGGUGCGAUCAAGGAUCAGAGGCAUGGCAGGCAAAUCGAAUGUGUUUGACAUUAUGGACAAGUCCAAGAAACUCGUGCUACCAGAGUUUCGAGGCCGUCUUCCGACUGCAAGGCUCGACAUGUUCAAAGUCUUCACUACUUGCGUCGCAGUACUGGAGAGAUUCAGCAUCAUCGUGCAGGGACAGCAUAACGGCGGGGGCGUCGAAUUCCACUUGGUUGCAGACAACCACAUUGUGAAGGGAUCUGGCUUGGUUGAUGUCGUGCUUGGGUUCAUUCUACAGUUCUCCGGAGACAAACACAAGGAGAAAAUACUUCAGAAUCUCUCGCUUCCCACGGCUGCAGCAUGGGCGUUCUUCAUAGAGGUGGAUCAAGGCGCCAAGCUGGAGGACUAUUUGUGGAACAUCUGA